AUGGAUGUUUUAUGGUGCCGGCGGCGGCUGUUCGGCAGCGUGCGGCGCGGGGAGCCGCAGCCCGGCUGUCCAAAGGGAAAACACGCUGUGAAAACCUUACCAAAAAUCAAGGAGAAUCUUGAAGGCACCCAAGGGAGCCCCUCCUCCAACCAAAGUUAUUGCACUCAAGUGAAUGUGAAAGAAAUACCAUUCUUGGGAAAGAAUGAAGAGGAUGUGGAAGACAGCACGGUACUGCUGAAGGAAUCUCCAAUAGUCAACUUUGAAAGUAAAGACAGCCUGAAAAACACUGAUGUUACUUCAGGCACAGGGAUGACUCUUCCUACAGGUGUUUCAGAUUUUCUCCUCGAAUGUUUAGAUGCAGAUUCUUCUGCAGAUUGUGACGCAUUUACUACUGACACCACGGAAAGUUUUCCAUCCCCUGAAACGUUAAGAGAUGAGGAAUGUUCAGGGACCAGUAAUCCUGACUUCAAGGACUUUGUGAGAUGCAAGAACUCCACUCUUCUGGACUGCAGCAAAGCAGUGGCCAUGGAUAAGAUACUGCAGAUCUCAAAUCUUUCACCAAUAUUAGAACCUGUAUUGGAAGAUUGUAAAGACCUACACAUGAAAAGAAAGAGACCCAAAUGCAAUUACACUUCUUCAGAACUGAGUGUUUCAACUACUCUGGCAGGGAAAAAAAUCUGUAAAAUUACAACUGCAAGAGAGAGAACUCCAGCCCUAAAAAGUGGCACGCGCUGUUCUUCACCAGUAGGAGCGGAAAGAAAGCCUGACAGUCAGACUGCUGAACCCAAAAGGCUGAAGAGCAUCAGAAAAGAAGAGCUGUCGGAUCUGUUGGAGGGUAAUGCAUCCCCUUGUGGUCAGCUUGAAUCUGCCCCAGCAGACACUUCAGCCAAAUCAGUGAAGGUGACAACAGAGGUUCUGCCCUCUAGACAGACAGAUGAUGUGGUGACUUGGUGUUACAGAAAAGAAAUCUGCUCCAUUGUCAGGACUUCACCAGCUCGUAGGCCUUCCAGGCAUCGCCAGCUUCCAGUGAACACAAAAGCCUUCUGCCUUCCUGAAGGAGUGCCUGAAGGUAAUGGAAUAUAGAAUUAUUCACUGCGUAGAUGAUAACUAGCUAUCUGUAUUGUCUGUUUGCCUUUUCAAUAUCUAAAGCUUCUUCUGCCACUGUCCAGUCAGUAGGAUUGUGUGUAACCUGUUUUGCUAAAUACAUAAUUAGCAUCUCAGCUUCUUUCUAAAGCUUUCAUGUUUCUCUUUCACUCUCACAGGAGUUGCUUUUAGUUGGCAUUGUUAAGAUGCUCAGCAAAAGGGAGAGUAUAAACAGGAGGGGGAACAGUUGCUUACG
Molecule: messenger RNA, 1339 nt
Organism: Meleagris gallopavo (turkey)
Lineage: Eukaryota; Metazoa; Chordata; Aves; Galliformes; Phasianidae
Source: RefSeq, a predicted model, not a curated record